This is a messenger RNA of Echinops telfairi (small Madagascar hedgehog), 1423 nucleotides long. RefSeq names its product proteasome 20S subunit beta 10 (gene PSMB10). Gene Ontology annotation, molecular function: threonine-type endopeptidase activity. The transcript is spliced from 8 exons. The record is from RefSeq and is a predicted model, not a curated record. Bases 551 to 1372 code for a protein of 273 amino acids. Lineage: Eukaryota; Metazoa; Chordata; Mammalia; Afrosoricida; Tenrecidae. Gene Ontology annotation, cellular component: proteasome core complex.
UGGCCCCCUCCAGAUGGGAGGACUGGUGUCCACUGAGGCUCAGGUUAGCCUCAGGACUGAGGUCCCAAGGAGGAGGCAGGCAACAAAGGCAAGGCACGAACUGAGAAGAGACAGGUUAUAAAGGAUAAGAUACCGGCAGAGCAGGGUGCCAUCCAGAGGCCCUGAGCAAAGCAGAGGUCCUAGCCAAUGGUCUGCGGCUCCAGGGUUUUAGGACUUAAGGAACAGUUUAGGAAUUAAGGUAGGCAGACCUCAGGAAGUACAUGGGGGAGGAGGAGCUGAACAUAGAUAGGUUCAAUUGGUCAGUGGUCUGCGCAGAGAACUCAGAGCAGGGGCAUCCCUAUCCCACAGCUGACUAGCUCCAGAUGAAGGUGAAAGCGAAAGGCAUGGACGAAGGGCCCAACCGCCUCCGAAUAAAGGCGAAAGCGAAAGCAGGAAGCAUCAAACGUGGCGCCCGAAGCCGGUCUCUCUCCCACCGCUGCUGGCCCGCUCGCUCGCCGCGCUCCUCUGCCCUACCAAAGCAUUGCCCGUGGGCCUCCUAGCUUGCCCUGAGAUGCUGAAAAGAGAGUUGGCGCCCCAGGGGGGCUUCUCCUUCGAAAACUGCCAGAGAAACACAUCCUUGGAACGCGUCCUGCCGGAGCUCCGGGCUCCUAAUGCACGCAAGACUGGGACUACCAUCGCUGGCCUCGUUUUCCGGGAUGGGGUCAUCCUGGGCGCGGACACACGGGCCACUAACGACUCGGUCGUGGCAGACAAGAACUGCGAGAAGAUUCAUUUCAUCGCUCCGAAAAUCUACUGCUGUGGGGCUGGAGUAGCCGCAGACACCGAGAUGACCACGCGGAUGGCGUCGUCCAAUAUGGAGCUACACGCGUUAUCCACGGGCCGCGAGCCCCGGGUGGCCACCGUCACUCGAAUGCUACGCCAGACUCUCUUCCGGUACCGCGGUCACGUGGGUGCAUCUUUGAUCGUGGGUGGCGUAGACGUGAAAGGUCCUCAGCUGUACAGUGUGCACCCCCAUGGCUCCUACAGUCGCCUGCCCUUCGCAGCCCUGGGCUCCGGCCAGGACGCGGCCAUGGCGAUGCUGGAGGACCGGUUCCAGCCUAACAUGACGCUGGAGGAUGCCCAGGGGCUGCUGGUGGAGGCCAUCACCGCAGGGAUCCUGGGUGACCUGGGUUCCGGGGGGAGCGUGGAUGCCUGUGUGAUCACUGGGACCGGUGCCAAGCUGCUGCGGACACUGAGUUCACCCACAGAGCCCAUAAAGAGGGGAGAACGGUACCACUUUGCCCCUGGGACCACGCCUGUCCUGACCCAGAUGGUGAAGCCGCUGACCCUGGAGCUGCUGGAGGAAACUGUGCAGACCAUGGAGGUGGAGUGAAGUGGAGCUUGAGCCCAGAAGGAAUAAAACCAGACAAUGCAAGCACCCAGA